AUGGGCUUCUCCAUAUCGUUACUUUGGAAGGCGCCUGAGGUCAACCCAUUCAACCACAAGGCCCGAUCAGUACCCGUCUUUAAUCCCAUCAACAAGUAUGGGAGGGUGUUUUUCUUCUCGUGGUUUGGUUUCUUACUCGCGUUCUGGUCGUGGUAUGCCUUUCCACCACUCCUCCACGAUAUCAUCGCCAAAGAUCUAGGCCUUACCCAGAUUCAAGUCAGCAACUCUAACAUCAUCGCUCUGGUUGCGACACUCCUUGUUCGCCUGGUGGCAGGACCGGCCUGUGAUCGCUUCGGGCCACGCAAGACGUUUGCAGGAUGUCUACUCAUUGGCGCUAUCCCAACAUUCCUCUCCGGCACAGCAUACAACGUCCAUCAACUCUACGCACUACGCUUCUUCAUCGGCAUUCUCGGUGGUAGUUUCGUACCAUGUCAGGUGUGGACGACCGGUUUCUACGACAAGAACAUCAUCGGCACAGCCAACUCCCUGACAGCGGGUCUAGGUAAUGCCGGUGGAGGCAUCACAUACUUCGUCAUGCCCGCCGUGUACGAGAGCCUUAUCAGCGAUGGUCUCACACCACAUACCGCGUGGCGUGUUGCAUUCAUGGUCCCCGGCGUCCUGAUAGUGGCUGUAGCGCUUGCUUUACUGUUCCUCUGCCAGGACACACCCACCGGCAAAUGGUCAGAGCGCCAGACAGCAACGAUCGACACCACCCAGCAAUCACAAGUCGGCACCAUCGUCGACCUCCCCACCAGCACCCCUGACUCCCAGCACGCCUCCGGCACCUCAACACCCCAACACGGCCUCAUCCUCGACGAAAAAGACGAAAAGCACCUCCACAACUCCACCACCAAAGACCCCGAAUCCCAAACCGGCUCCAGUCAAAUCCUCUCCACCGCCAACCUCGAAACCAUCCAAAACCCCUCCCUCAAAACCAUGGCGCAAAUCGCCAUCUCCCCUCAAACCCUCGUCGUAGGCGCCUGCUACUUCUGCUCCUUCGGCGCCGAACUCGCCAUCAACUCCAUCCUCGGCACAUACUACGGCGUCCAAUUCACAUCCCAGAACCUCAGCCUGCAGCAAUCGUCCAACUGGGCGGCGAUGUUUGGACUGAUGAAUGCGUUGUUUCGACCGUUGGGAGGGGUUGUGAGUGAUUAUGCGUACAAGGCGAGUGGGCAGAAUGUUUGGAGUAAGAAGAUUCUUCUGCAUACGUAUAACAUCAUCGCGGGUGCGUUCUUGUUGGCGAUUGGGGUGACGGGUCCGACGGAUCUGGCUACACUGGUGUGUCUGGUUGGGAUCGGGUUUGCGUUUUUCCUUGAGGGUGCGAAUGGGUUGAACUUUUCGCUGGUGCCGCAUGUGCAUCCCUAUGCGAAUGGUGUGGUGUCGGGGUUCACGGGGGCUUGUGGAAACCUUGGAGGUAUUAUCUUCGCGAUCAUCUUUCGGUAUGAGGGCAAGGACUAUGCGAAGAGUAUUUGGACUAUUGGGGUGAUUAUGGUUGCGAUCAAUUUAGCGGUUUGUUGGAUUAAGCCGGUGGCGAAGGCGAGGCCUGGGCUGUAA
This is a messenger RNA of Fulvia fulva, 1554 nucleotides long. Its product is annotated as Nitrate transporter. The record is from RefSeq and is a predicted model, not a curated record. Gene Ontology annotation, cellular component: membrane. Bases 1 to 1554 code for a protein of 517 amino acids. Lineage: Eukaryota; Fungi; Ascomycota; Dothideomycetes; Mycosphaerellales; Mycosphaerellaceae. The transcript has 2 exons. Gene Ontology annotation, molecular function: nitrate transmembrane transporter activity; nitrite transmembrane transporter activity. Gene Ontology annotation, biological process: nitrate transmembrane transport; nitrite transport.